ACACAGCAAGGAGGAGAUCCCACAAGCAAGGUGAACGGAGGGAUGGGGAGAGCGGGCUCAAGGCAACUGAGCCCUACUGGCAGGCCCUCGGCACUCAGGCCGGGACAGGGAUAAGGGGCACAGAGUGCCCAGCUAGCCCCUUCUAGGAGCAGUGGGGAACUUUCAGAUGCUUGAACUCUCGAGAGCUGGGCUCUGAGCGUCGUCUUCUAGCUGCCAACUCGGCUAAAGACUAAGCUAGCAGUUUCUCCUGUUGCCGGGCAACGCAUCUUUCAAACCUGCGUGAGUGGGGGCGCGUGCAAAAACGGGCGCAAGUGAAAGAUCCACGCCAGGACGACCUUCAGGGACUCGCGCGACAUGGUCGUGUACAACGUGGGACUCUGCAUUUGUCUGUUUGAUAUCACCAAACUGGAAGAUGCCUAUGUAUUCCCUGGGGAUGGCGCAUCUCACACCAAAGUCCAUUUUCGCUACGUAGUGUUUCAUCCAUUUCUAGACGAGAUUCUGAUCGGGAAGAUCAAAGGCUGCAGCCCAGAGGGAGUACAUGUCUCUCUAGACUUCUUCGAUGACAUUCUCAUCCCCCCGGAGUCACUGCAGCAGCCAGCCAAGUUGUAUCCUCCCAAGGUUAAAAUGGUUUGUCACAGGCCUCUCGAAAGGAAGGUCCUCACUCCUUAGGAUGGCCUUUGGGUCCUGUAACCUGAUGCCACUGACCUCUGUGCCUACCCCCAGCCUGUGCUUUUGCUCAGAGGCACCAGCCUGUCUUGCCUCCCAAGCAGGGUGUGAUGUGAUGCCCAUGUGCCUGUCUUGCAGU
Molecule: messenger RNA, 805 nt
Organism: Callithrix jacchus (white-tufted-ear marmoset)
Lineage: Eukaryota; Metazoa; Chordata; Mammalia; Primates; Cebidae
Source: RefSeq, a predicted model, not a curated record